AUGGCGCAGUUUGGCAGCAUCAUGGUCUGGCUCAGAGCCUCUGAGGCCAUGAGGCCCAAGACUUUCCCCGCCGCUCCGUAUGUGGGCAACACUCGGCAGAGGCUGCAGGAGAUCAAGGAGGGUCUGAAGCAGCCGGCCAAACUGAUGAGCCAAGCUCUGCACGGGGGCAGCUCUCGUGUCGAGGGCAGUAGGAGCUCCGACUGUAAGAGCAAUAAAGACACAGGAAACAGGCAGCAGCAGCUCCGUCCACCACAGAAGUUUAACAACUACCAGAAUGCUCUGAGGGAGAUCCGCAAGUCCCUCUUGCCCUUUGCCAACGAGUCUGGGGCCUCGUCUGGCUCGGGUCAUCCCACAGGGGCUGGGGAGGUCAACAGACAAAUGCUGCAGGAGCUGGUCAACGCUGGCUGUGACCAGGUGAGCGAGAACACAAACAUCAGCUUAUAUAUUAUUAUUAUUAUUAUUAUUAUUAUGGAGUUUAAACAAAUGCAACACUCUUUGUUUAACAGAUAA
Messenger RNA from Knipowitschia caucasica, 510 nucleotides. The record is from the annotation of a GenBank genome assembly. Lineage: Eukaryota; Metazoa; Chordata; Actinopteri; Gobiiformes; Gobiidae.